Geosmithia morbida is the source of this 1701-nucleotide messenger RNA. RefSeq lists its product as uncharacterized. The coding region runs from base 1 to 1701 and encodes 566 amino acids. The transcript is spliced from 4 exons. The record is from RefSeq and is a predicted model, not a curated record. Lineage: Eukaryota; Fungi; Ascomycota; Sordariomycetes; Hypocreales; Bionectriaceae.
AUGCGGUUGUCGACCUGGACUGACAACGGAAAUAAAAGCCUUGAUACCGCCCGCCCGCCAAGUGCCGCCCCCUCGCGGACAGCCACCUUCAGCAUCGACUUUGCCAUGCCGGCAUCGGACGAGCCAGACGACAGCCUCGGCACGCUCUGCCGGAUUCACGAGCAGGCCAUCGACAGCGUGCUCCCGCCCGAGGACGACGAGCGGCAAGGUGUUGACUCCUGGAACAGCGGCAGCAGUCUCGUGUCGCCGCCGGCGUCGUCGUCACCGUCAUCCUCUGGGCCGGCAUCGCGGCCACCGCCGGCAUCAGUAGACAUGGUGAGUCUGGAUGGGAAACCGCAGUUCAACCUGGCGUCGGCGGAGUCGCUCCUCUGCGAUUUCAGAUCCAUGCUCGUACACUUCCCGUGCAUUGUGCUGGGGGCGGACGAGGGGGUCAAGCAUCUCGCGGCCGCGAGACCCUUUGUCCUGCUUGCCAUCCUAGCUACGACGUCUGGUUCGAGGUCCCUGAGGGGUCAUGACCUGUAUGAUGCCGAGUACCGCAAAGUCCUGGGUCUCAAGUUCGUCGCUGGUGCCGAUAUAGUCCGCGAUCUAGAGUUGGACUCAGCACUACUCCCCCGAGACGCUUCAGACUCUCAGGCCGAGGGAAUCACAAGACGUCAACUCGAUGGGGUCAGAGCCUACACAGGUCACUGCCAUAUCUCUGCCGCCCUGACAUCUGGCUGGCGCAAGUACACGCACCUAGCAGCCAGCUUCACACCGUGGACAAUGACGUGCUGCGACAUCCUGGAGGAUGCUAGUGGUAAGAACGGAACCGAGACAGACCUGGUGCUGGCCAUCCUGGUCCGACAGUCGAGUAUAGCCGUCGAGGCGUCCAUUGCCAUACACGACGGGAGACCGGAGCACCAGCAGACACGGCAUCUCGUCCUGAUGGGGUUGGAGACGCAGGCUUGUGAGUUGGACGGUGAUCUUCCGGUUAAUAUUGCAGGAGAAGUCCCCAUAAGACUGGGAUCCCUCUUUGUGGAAUCCUACAUCCAAGGCGGCGCAAUCCUCUCCUCGACUGCCACGGCAUUACAGACACCCCCACGACUCUCGUCCUGCGUCACCCCGCUGUCCAGACUCCUGUCCGAAGUAUCAUCCCUGCCACCUUCUACUUUCCCCCGCCUCACCGUCGCCGGUUGGGCCUACGUUGUCAUGGGUAUAGUCAUGGCUUUCCGUCUGUCUCUCCCGCCGUCGCCCGUAGCCCUCCCUUGCGACAGCGGAUCCUGCUUCCCCUUCUUCGAUCAUCGCCGGGCCAGGAAGGAGCUGGGCCUAGCCGAGUUCUUGCAUGCCAUGACGACUGGCAGUGGCGACCAUGAUGGAAAUGACAACGUCCUCUCGGCUACUCGCGUCAUUCUCAAAGUUGUCAAGGCGAAAUUCGACAGGAGGGUGCAGGCUGCUGACGUGCAGGAUGCUGCUGCCGCUCCUGCAGCUGUGCCAUCGACGUGUCCUAUGCUCGAUGGGAGUCUGGAUUCUUACCUGGGACUGUGGGAUCCUUUGUUGACCAUGCCGUCGAUCAUGCCGUCGACCAUGCCGUCGGACCAUCAUGCGUUCGCUUCUGCCUCCGGGACUUCAUCCUCUGGCAAGGACGGUGGCAGCAAACAAGCCGUCUUUCAUGACAUAUGGGCUACAAUGACAAUGGGGUGGACGAGAGACAAUGCAAUGUGA